Messenger RNA from Rotaria sordida, 1887 nucleotides. Lineage: Eukaryota; Metazoa; Rotifera; Eurotatoria; Philodinida; Philodinidae. The record is from the annotation of a GenBank genome assembly.
AUGUUUUUAGCUAUGCAUGAAUGUAGAAAAAUAGAACCAUUUUUUCGUCAUCAUUUUCAUACAUGUGAAAUAUUUAUUUUAAAUAUUCCUCAUUAUGGUCUCUACAAUUUUGCUUAUUCCAAUAAUUCUGAUAAUGUUCUUAUAAGUCUUAUUGUUGAACAUGGCACUCAUACUCAUCGUGUUAAUUAUGACGAAGAGAAUAGAUUCAAGCCACAUACAAUAAAAAUAAAUCGUUUCGAUCAAGUACUGUUUCAUUUAUCAUCAGCAACAAGAGCUAGUAUAAUAUAUCAAACAGAUGAAUAUGGUAAUCGAUUAGAACCUGAACAAAUAUUAUUUCAAUCUCAACAAAAUAAUAUUGAUUACAUUAUGAAACAAUUUUCACAAUUAGGUGUCUAUUAUUUUUCAACGGAUAUUAAAAAUCAUGAUAAACGAAAACGUAAACAAUCAUCAACAUAUCCAUUAGCAAUAAUUGUUUUACCUGAAAUUCGUUUUCAUUAUAAAUCAGUAGAUAAAGGUAAAUUUGAUUCUGAAACAGUAAUGACAACAAAUACAAAUGAUUUUUUUAUUUGGAAAUUUGAACGAACUAUUUCUCAUGAUGUUAUACGAUUACGUUCAAAUGCAACAUUCAAAGAUUUAAUAUCAUGUUAUGAGAGAGCUAUUGCUGGAAAAAAUCGACGAUGUCUUGCUAUUGAUUGUAAAUCUAUUCCGCCUGGGGCAUCCUUUUUUUGUAAUCCAGACUUUGAACAAGUUACUGGUUCAUAUCAAGAUCGAUUUAUAUCAACAAUUAUUAUUGAUCCACCAUUUAGUCAAUACUCUUUUAUUAUAACUAAUAAACAAUUUGUUCCCAAGGUUUUAUAUAUUAAAAAGAAUGAUACAGUAUCAUGGAUAUUAAAAGAUAAUCAAUCAAAUCAUCGAAUUUAUGUACAAUCAAUUGAAAGUGAUGAUCAAGACGAUGAAAAUAUUCCUAUUCAUCGAAAUAUUGCUGAAUAUGUUAACGGUGUUUAUCAUUUACAUACAUUUAAUAAACGAGGAAAAUAUAUUAUUAAAUCUAAUGGUUUUCCGAGUACGGCAACUGUAUUUGUUGAUUUGGAUAUUGAUAUUAGAAGUUCAGAUAAAAAGAGAGAAGUUCAACAACCUGAAAUACGUGAAGAUAUCUAUCCUGUUAGUCCAUUUGAUACACAAAUACAUUUAGAUUGUCCAAAUCAUCGAAAUAUUAAUAUUUAUUAUACACUUGAUGGUUUACCUCCAACACAACACGAUAAAAAUGUUCAUUUCUACGAUUCAAAUAGAGGUGUACGUUUUCGUGCACCAGGUUUGCAUGUUUUACGUGCUUAUUCAACAGAAGAUAAGAAAUUAUCAAGUUCUAUUAUAACAAGCAGUCCAACAUUUGUUAUGGAAGAUGAAGAAUUCGAACCUUCAUGGAAUAAUUGCAAACUAACACUACCAGACAGUUUAUCAGUAUCAAAUGAACCAAGUACAAUGUUUUCAAUGGAGGCACAUAUUGGUGUUCGUGAUAGUGAAUAUAAAACAUUAAGCACAAUCGAAAUGAGCCGUCAGAGAAGUGAUACGGAGGAUGAUGAUGAUAAGAAGAAUAAGUAUAAGAAUCUAAAAGAACAUCAACAACCGUCUACUUCUACUGGUCCAUCAAUAACACAAAUAAAACUUGAUAUACAUAAAACAAAUUCAAAACUAAAAGAACCACCAAAGAGACCAACAGAAAAAACUCAUGGUGAAACAUCCGUUUCACUUGAUGAUUUUAAUUAUCGAGCAGAAAUUCUUCUUAAAAAAUUAACACGAGCUAUUGAAAAUCGUUCAAAAGAAUUAAAUUCAACCCGUAUACAUCCACAUACAUCAUAUCCUGGUACUUAUCAUUAUAAACACAAUUAA